AUGAGUUCAUCGAUAUUAUUCAAAAGAAUUUUAGUUACUCUCUUCGUAUGUUUGAGUAUACAAGUUAUCAAUUGUAAAGUUUAUCAUCGUCGUCAUCGUCGAGAGAUUAUUUAUAAUAAUUAUGGUGCAUAUAGUUCUCAAUCAGAUCUGGACAUCUCUAAUGGAAUAAAUCAUAAUAAUAAUUAUGGAGGAAAUGGAUUGAUUUUUAAUGAAAAAGUUUAUCAAUAUCCAACACCAGUCAAUGUAAUGAAUGGAGGUUCUUAUGAUUCUCAACGAUAUGAUACAUAUCCAGAUAGAAAUCGGGAUUAUUAUCGUAAGAAUAAAAUAAAUUUUUUCUUUUAG
This is a messenger RNA of Adineta steineri, 342 nucleotides long. The record is from the annotation of a GenBank genome assembly. NCBI's taxonomy places the organism in Eukaryota, Metazoa, Rotifera, Eurotatoria, Adinetida, Adinetidae.